Dicentrarchus labrax (European seabass) is the source of this 1755-nucleotide messenger RNA. It is a transcript of the gene chtopa, whose product is annotated as chromatin target of PRMT1a. The transcript has 6 exons. The record is from RefSeq and is a predicted model, not a curated record. NCBI's taxonomy places the organism in Eukaryota, Metazoa, Chordata, Actinopteri, Moronidae. Bases 289 to 1029 code for a protein of 246 amino acids.
AGUCCGCUUAGCUAGCAGCACCAUUUUGGGGAGACACAUCGCCAAACCGUGUCUCUGGCAUUGUACAUUAAUUCUGAAAAAAGACACUAGAGUUAGCUAAUUUCUUGUGCAGGGUUUAAUUAGGAAGCUAGCAUAUUAUAGAUUAGAUUUAAACAAAAGAAUAUAAGGACGCCCUACACGGUCGCACAAGGCUGCUACUAGCUAGCUACCGACGCUAACUCUAGCUGGCUGUAAGGCUUUUCUCCACCGACGCAACGUUCACUGAGCCUGCAAGCGAAGUCUUCCAAAAUGAGCGCACCCUCCUCCCAAAAAGUCGUCCUGAAAAGCACCACCAAAGUGUCCCUAAAUGAGCGCUUCACUAACAUGCUGAAGAACAAGCAGCCCACUGCGGUAAGCAUUCGAGCCACCAUGCAACAGCAGCAUUUGGCCAGUGCCCGUAAUCGCCGGCUGGCCCAGCAGAUGGAAAACCGGCCCUCAGUGCAAGCAGCUCUGAAUCACAAGCAGAGCCUGAAGCAGCGCCUGGGGAAGAGCAACAUCCAGGCCAGGCUGGGCCGGCCCAUUGGGGCCCUGAUGCGCGGAGGAGCUGUCGGUGGCAGAGGUGGGAUGCGGGGGAUGACCAGGGGAGGCCUCAGAGGACGAGCCAGAGGAGGCGCAAUGAGAGGAGCACUGUCCAUGAGAGGGAAGCGAGUGCUUACAGGCGGCCCCAUGCGAGGCCGUGGCGCUGCUGGCCGUCUGGCAAUGCGUAGAGGAGGCCGCCACCGCGGAGGAGUUGCUGGCAGAGGAGGAGCUCUGUCCCGAGGAGCAGCACGGGGGGGAGUAGCCCGAGGCCGCGGUGGACUGCGCGGGCGAGGUGGUUUCGCUGGCCGAGGGGGGCGCGGCCGUGGGCGGGGCAGAGGCGUCGGCAGACCAGUCGUGACCCGCGAACAGCUGGACAACCAGCUGGACGCCUACAUGUCAAAGACCAAAGGUCACCUGGAUGCUGAACUGGACGCCUACAUGGCCCAGGCAGACCCAGACAGCAUGGAGUGAUGCUGAAGGACUCUGAAGCAGAAGCACACUGCGGAACUGCACAGCUGAACUCACACAUACCGUGUAGUGUAUUUUAUACCAGAUCGAUGUGCUGAGAAAUGAUUGUGUUACUAAGUUAGAUGAGUGGUGACCCAGGACUCUUAGCUUUGAACAGCAGGAAAAUCACCUGAAUGUGCUUCGACCUCCAUUCGAUCCUGCAUCAACCCGCUCCUGCAAAACCUUUUUAAUUCUGGAAUAACUGUGUGAAGGGACCUUUUUAAAAUAUUAACGAACCCUGCUGUCUAUAGAUUUGUGUUUUUUGUUUUUUUAUUUUUUAUAUAUGACCUGAGAAACACUUAAAACAGAUAUCUGUAAUGGCUUAAAAUUGGUGACGGUCCAGGAGAUGAGGUGUGUUGAAUUCCAUUAUUUUUUUUUUUUUUUUUAAUUAGAUUUUAGCGUUGCUGUACUCAGAUCUUUUGGGAUUCAUUAAUUUGUCUGUCUUGGAAUCAUUUGCAAUUCAAGACAUUUCUAAAUUAUUUGUUUAAAAAAAAAAGUUUUAAGCCAAGUACCCAUUUGUCUUUGUAUUUAAAAGAUGUAGAAGUUCUUUUGUUUCUCUGUAUCUUCCACCCGUCAGCACUCCUCAGUGCAGCGCUGGCACUCUUAACUUGUACUUGAGAGCAUUUGUAUGACGUUACCCAAAGCAAGUAAAAUAGGUUUUAAUUAAAAUGGAAAUUGUGAUUUCCCUAA